AUGCUAUUGAAAUUCGGUUUCUAUGUCAGUUCUUAUGAUGCUGAGCUAUUCAUUCAUGACACAAAGAGGGUUUAUGUGACUGUAUAUGUGAAUAAUGUUUGUCUAUUCAGUUUGAGAAUCAAAGAUCUGGACUGGGCCAAGGCUGAAAUUGCAGCCAAUUACAAGAUCAAGGAUGUGGGGGAUUCAAACUGCUAUUUGAGUUCGAUUAAUGAGGGUAUAACCUUUCACAAAGACACCGAUAUUGAACCCAUGGCAUAUGCUGAUGCUGAUUGA
Messenger RNA from Histoplasma mississippiense, 273 nucleotides. RefSeq lists its product with no specific name. Bases 1 to 273 code for a protein of 90 amino acids. The transcript has 2 exons. The record is from RefSeq and is a predicted model, not a curated record. Lineage: Eukaryota; Fungi; Ascomycota; Eurotiomycetes; Onygenales; Ajellomycetaceae.